AUGGCCGCGUAUCUUUCAAUCUGUAAAUCCGCUGCUUCGCGACGAGUCAAGUUCAAAUUCUUUGAUCCCUUCUACGCAAUCCCCUACCACGCCCAUCAUUACAGUCCGAGUAUGCGCUUCAUCCUCGUAACAUCCAUACCAGAGUAUGCGCUUCAUCCUCGUAACAUCCAUACCGCUGUACAAACAACAACCAUAGUCGCAUGCCUGUAUUUGUCAACUACCCUAUCCACUCGGUCGGUUACCUUUCCGAUAGCUGUCAGUUUACUGGCAAUGCUUUCUGCUAUAUUAUUCUGUAAUAGAUCAGUUUAG
Messenger RNA from Loa loa (African eye worm), 309 nucleotides. RefSeq lists its product as hypothetical. NCBI's taxonomy places the organism in Eukaryota, Metazoa, Nematoda, Chromadorea, Rhabditida, Onchocercidae. The record is from RefSeq and is a predicted model, not a curated record. The transcript has 2 exons. The coding region runs from base 1 to 309 and encodes 102 amino acids.